AUGCAAUUACCUUUACAAUUACAACAACAAUUUACAAUGUCACAAUUCCAACAUCCCCAACAACAAAAACACCAACCAACAUAUUCACAACAACAACAAAGACGUCAGACUAUAAGUUGUUCGGUUGUUACAACAAUGAAUCAACAAAGACAACAACAACACAACCCUUCUAUAUUAACUAUGGCUGGACAACAACAACAACAUUUUAUGGAAGCUUCUGCUUUAGUUGCACAACAAACAUCAGCGGCAAAUUUAAUGAGAGGAUUUGAAGGAAUGUUUUCUACCACUCCACAAGAUCCACAACAUAUUAAUGUCGUUCAAGGUGGAACCAACAUUAUCCCACAAAUUCCACCUUCAGCAAUGACUUCCGUUGUUCCUCAUCUUCCUCAAUCUAUCCGUGGCAGUCCCCUAUCUGCUGCAAUGUUAUCUGCAGCAUUUUCUUCCACAUCCACAGCAGUCACGUCUUCAUCAAAUACAGGAAUAUGUCAAAAUGUUGGUGGACAGGCUGCUUUUAUUAGUGGAGGAUCGCCAUCUACAUCGUCGUCACAUCAUCAAAUGGACGACGAGUUUUCUCAAGUAGAUGAAUCUAAGAUUUGUGCAGUUUGUAAUGACUACGCUGUUUGUCAACAUUAUGGAGCAUUAACUUGUGAAGGAUGUAAAGGUUUCUUCAAACGAACCGUACAGAAAAAGUCACAAUAUGUUUGUGCUGGCGAUAAAAAGUGCCCAAUUGACAAAAAAUAUCGUUCACGUUGUCAAUAUUGUCGUUUUCAAAAAUGUUUGGAUGUUGGAAUGGUUCGAGAGAUUGUCCGUUUUGGUAGUUUAACAGGGCGUAGAGGACGUCUUCCUUCUAAAGUAAAAAGUUCUUCAAUUACUUCACCAUCAUCUUCAACUUCUUUUCAAAUGUCUACUUUAGGGCAACCUGAACCUGCUCAAAGUCCGCCCCUUCCCAUUUUAACAAUUAUUUCUAAAGCUUUUAAUGAAAUACAUGGACAAAUGAAUACGGCAUGCAGAAGAGAAAUUAAACAACGUUUAUCUUUAAAUGAGUUUUGUUCUAUAUUGGAAUUGGAACUUCAAAAUAUUUGGGGAUUUGCUCGUCGAAUACCUGAUAUUGUAGAGUUGAAUGAAUCAGAGUUGCGUUUACUUAUACUCCACAACUUUUUCCCUAUUUUUGCUGUUCGUCAGGCGUUUCGUUGGGCUGAAUUAAAGACUACACAAAUGCCAGAAGACUUCUGGUUUGAAGGCGGUAUUUGUCUCAAAACAGACGAAUUACCUAUAGAAUGGCGUAAAUGGUUCUGUGAAGUUACCGCAGUUGCCCACAACUUUCGGAUGCUUAUUGACUGGGAUAUUCCUUGUUUAGCUUCUUUGAUUGUUUUACAAAUGUUUAAAGUUGGACCAAGUAUUUCUGGAAUGAUUACCCAAACUUCCGUUGAACGUUUUAAUUCAACUUAUAUUAAUGCAUUAAAAGAUCAUUGUUGUCAAAGUUCAACACAACCAUCAAAACUUUCUAGAAUUGUUGCACAAGUUUCACAAUUUGAACCUUUUCGGCAUCUCGGUUCAGAAUGUUUAGGCUCCUCAUUGCGACAAUUGACAUCACAACCUUCACAAACAUUGACACAAUUAUAUUUAAAUAGUGGAGGAAAUUUAAAAAUUGGUGGAGGAGGAGGGAAUGCUUCUACAAGUAAUCAAAGAUAUUCUUCAAGUAAUUUUAGUGAAGAAAGUGAAGGAAAUAAACAACAAUUAAAUAAACAGCAACAACCUUCUGCUUCUUUUAGUGGACAACAAUUUCAUCGCGAUAAUUUUUAA
Molecule: messenger RNA, 1803 nt
Organism: Meloidogyne enterolobii
Lineage: Eukaryota; Metazoa; Nematoda; Chromadorea; Rhabditida; Meloidogynidae
Source: the annotation of a GenBank genome assembly